Molecule: messenger RNA, 2295 nt
Organism: Panthera uncia (snow leopard)
Lineage: Eukaryota; Metazoa; Chordata; Mammalia; Carnivora; Felidae
Gene: YARS2
Product: tyrosyl-tRNA synthetase 2
Exons: 5
Coding region: 200-1633 (477 amino acids)
Biological process (GO): tyrosyl-tRNA aminoacylation
Cellular component (GO): cytosol; mitochondrion
Molecular function (GO): tyrosine-tRNA ligase activity; ATP binding; RNA binding
Source: RefSeq, a predicted model, not a curated record
UAAGGAGAACCCCCGUUUACGUCGUCAGAACUCCAAUGACUGCUGAGAACUCAAGCUCCGUAGCUAAGUGACCGUCUCGCCCCACCCGGGCAUGCGCAGAAAAACACGGAAGCAAUUUCCGUAGUAAUUAUGGGAGUCUGACACUGGGGGUGUGGCAAGGGCUCCAAAAUCCCAGCAUUCGCAUCGUGCCGGUGUCAAGAUGGCGGCCCCCAUGUUCCGGUGCUUUUCCCGGGGCAGGUGGUUUGGGAGCCCGGGCACGUCAGGAGUCUUGUUCCUGGGACUGCGUGAGGCCCAUUCGGGCGCUCAGGGGCUGCUGGCGGUGCAAAAGGCUCGAGGUCUGUUCAAGGAGUUCUUCCCCGAGAGGGGUACGAAGAUAGAGCUCCCAGAGCUUUUCGACCGUGGAACGGGCAACUUUCCCCAGACCAUCUACUGCGGUUUCGACCCCACGGCCGACUCGCUUCAUGUGGGGCACCUGCUAGCUCUUCUGGGCCUGUUUCACUUCCAGCGAGCAGGCCACAACGUUAUAGCGCUGGUGGGAGGUGCCACCGCGCGCCUGGGAGAUCCGAGCGGCCGCACCAAGGAGCGCGAGGCCCUGGGCGCAGAACGCGUGCGAAGCAAUGCGCGCGCCCUGCGCCAAGGCCUCGAGGCCAUGGGUGCUAAUCACCAGCAGCUCUUCGCGGAUGGGCGGCCUUGGGGAAGCUUCACGGUACUGGAUAAUUCAGCCUGGUACCAGAAGCAGCACCUGGUGGAUUUCCUAUCAGCCGUAGGCGGCCACUUCCGCAUGGGGACGCUCCUCAGCCGGUUGAGCGUCCAGACCCGACUCAAGAGUCCCGAGGGCAUGAGCUUGGCCGAGUUUUUUUACCAGGUGCUCCAGGCUUAUGAUUUCUACUAUCUGUUCCAACAUUAUGGAUGCCGGGUCCAGCUGGGUGGAUCUGAUCAAUUGGGCAAUAUCAUGUCCGGAUACGAGUUUAUCCACAAGUUGACUGGAGAAGACGUAUUUGGAAUCACUGUUCCACUAAUUACAAGUACAACAGGAGCAAAAUUGGGAAAGUCUGCUGGUAAUGCUGUGUGGCUAAACAGAGAUAAGACCUCUCCGUUUGAAUUGUAUCAAUUCUUUGUCAGGCAGCAGGAUGAUUUGGUAGAAAGGUACCUGAAGCUCUUCACUUUUCUGCCCCUUCCAGAGAUUGACCACAUAAUGCAGCUGCAUGAGAAAGAGCCAGAAAAGCGGGGUCCUCAGAAACGACUUGCUGCAGAAGUUACAAAGCUUGUUCAUGGACAAGAAGGGCUGGCUUCUGCUAAAAGGUGCACUCAAGCCCUUUACCAUAGUAGCAUAGACGCAUUGGAGGUCAUGUCUGAUCAAGAGCUAAAAGAGCUGUUUAAAGAAGCUUCGUUUUCUGAACUAGUUCUCGACCCAGGAACAAGUGUCCUAGAUACAUGUCGCAAAGCAAAUGCCAUUCCAGAUGGUCCCCGAGGGUAUCGGAUGAUAACAGAAGGUGGAGUCAGUAUAAAUCACAGACAAGUAACAAAUCCUGAGAGUGUUUUAGUCGUUGGACAACAUAUUCUUAAGAAUGGACUUUCAUUACUUAAAAUAGGAAAAAGGAAUUUCUACAUUAUAAAAUGGCUUCAGCUAUGAUGAAAAAUCCUUCUGGUGGUUCAGACGUAUCCAUCUCAUUCUCAAGAUGUACCAAAGGUUGGUUCCAGAACUUAUACUUUCGUUCACACAAGCCAAACAACAGAGAAUGGAGUAUACUCUAGGCCUCAGAGUGUGAGUAAUUUCAUUAUUUAUAUAGGUUGAUUAACGUGUAAUGAUGGGGUAUUUUGUUUCCUGAUCUGCAGGUAUUAAGGACUACCAUAGAAAACCAUGAUUGCCAAGGAUACUCUCUUUUAAAAAUCCUGUUUCAUGAAAUAACUAUUGUAUCCUUCUUGCGCUCUUUUUAGAGAUGAGGAAGAACAGUGAAAAAGAGGGCAGAAUAAGGACUCUUGGAUACUUUUAUAUCCAAGUGUCUAUCUUCCUGACCUUACUAACACCAGCAGCAUCCGCAGUGGUCACAUUAGAGAUGUGAAAUACGGUACUGGAAACUGUAGAUUUCUGAAUUUUUUGCCAGUUAGGAAGCAAAUACAGUUCUCCUUAAGAAGAAAAGUAUUACACAAAGCCCUAGUUGGGAGUAGAAAUUACAGUAGAAAGUUUCUUUUCAAAGAACAAAAACCAGUACUUUUGAGAAAGUUUCCAAUUCAGUUGUCCAGUCUCUUACCUGUGUUUCAGUAUAAAUUUACUCACAGCCUUGUUUUGCCAGA